CGGGCCCCCGCCCGCAUCGGGGCUCCCGCCUUCGGCCUUCGGAGAGACCGGAACUUUGGGCGUGCGGAACCUCGGAGGCGGAGCGCGGGCGCUGAGGACCCGGAGGGAGAUGGAGAGUGCGCGCGGGCCGGGGGCUGAGGCCGAGACGCCUGAGGAGGAAGAGCCGGAGGCGGGGGAGACCAUGGCGGCCGUGGUGUCCGCGGCCGGUGGCGCGGGCCCGGCGGUCCUGCAGGUGGCCGGCCUCUACCGGGGUCUGUGCGCGGUGCGCAGCCGCACGCUGGGACUGGGGUUCGUGUCGCCCGCACAGCUGCGCGUGUUCCCCGUGCGCCGCGACAGCACGGACAGCAAAGGGGUGGGGUCGGAGCUCGAGGCCAACCCCUUCUACGACCGCUACCGGGACAAGAUCCAGCAGCUGCGCAGGUCUGAUCCAGCUGCUUUUGAGUCUCGCCUGGAAAAGCGAAUCGAGUUUCAGAAGCAGCCUGUGGGCCACUCCAAGCAAGGUGAUUUUAUCAAGUCUGUGGAGCAGAAGACAGAUGCCUCGGGGAAGCAGUCUUUGAAUAAAGGAUUCACUAAGGACAAGACUCUCAGUUCAAUCUUUAACAUUGAGAUGGUGAAAGACAAAUCUGGAGAAGAAAUAAAACAGAUUUGGCAGCAGUAUUUUGCAGCAAAAGAUACGGUCUAUGCAGUUAUUCCUAAAGAGAAGUUUGAUUUGAUUUGGAACCGUGCUCAGUCUUGUCCAACAUUUCUGUGUGCACUGCCAAGAAGGGAAGGUUAUGAGUUCUUUGUAGGACAAUGGACAGGUACUGAACUCCACUUCACUGCACUUAUAAACAUUCAGACCCGGGGGGAUGCUGCAGCCAGCCAGCUGAUUUUAUAUCACUACCCUGAACUUAAAGAAGAAAAGGGCAUAGUGUUGAUGACAGCUGAAAUGGAUUCCACAUUUCUGAAUGUUGCUGAGGCACAGUGCAUCGCCAACCAAGUUCAGCUCUUCUAUGCCACUGAUCGGAAAGAGACCUUUGGUUUAGUGGAGACCUUUAACUUCAGGCCAAGUGAAUUCAAAUAUAUGUCUGUCAUUGCUGAAUUGGAACAAAGUGGACUUGGAGCAGGGUUGAAAUGUGCCCAGAACCAGGAUAAGACUUAGAGGUGUGAGCGUUGGCCUUUCACAGAGUUGGCUCAGCUCUGGAUAGUUGAGAGCCUACCGCCUCCUCCAGCUGCAGAGUUCAGCCUCUGUAACAAGCAGUCCAUAAUGAAUUGUCCUGUAUGCUUAAUACAAGAAGUGGUGAUGGAGAUGAGCCCUAAGACUUGAAAUUCAGGAACAAAGGUACCCGAAAAGUCUGAUAAUUUCCUCUCAGUAUACUUAAGGUUUCCUUUUAAGUGUUUUUGGUCAUUUAAGCAAAAACUAUCCAAGAGUCUAUACACUGGUUGACUUGAUUUACAGUGUGGCUGGGUACUUGCAUUCUAACUGUUUUGACCUCAUAACUUCCAGUUCUGCAUAUUUAUGAAUCUAAGACAGGGUAAUAAGCUUGAAGAUCAUAGUAUGAUGUGAACGAUACAUAUUCUUCCCAUGCACCAGUGAGUUUGCCAAAAGUGUAAUCCAGAUAUCCUGUUUAGACUCUAAAACCAACAGAGAUUCCCAUCAGGAUAAAAACUUUAUUUUGAUGCCUGCUCCCCACCCCCAGAGUUAACAUUUACUGUAGCAGGUUUGAGGUGUCAAUAGAUUUCAGGUAGAAUUAGAUAAACAGUGCCUGAAUAUUGUUAAACCACAGAUUGCACUUGCUUCUCUACCUCUGCCUGUUGAAGAAGAUCUAUCAGUGUAGUGUAAAUAAAACAUCUUUGCAAAAUGA
Dipodomys spectabilis (banner-tailed kangaroo rat) is the source of this 1844-nucleotide messenger RNA. It is a transcript of the gene Atpaf1, whose product is annotated as ATP synthase mitochondrial F1 complex assembly factor 1. Gene Ontology annotation, biological process: mitochondrial proton-transporting ATP synthase complex assembly. The coding region runs from base 110 to 1141 and encodes 343 amino acids. Lineage: Eukaryota; Metazoa; Chordata; Mammalia; Rodentia; Heteromyidae. The transcript is spliced from 9 exons. The record is from RefSeq and is a predicted model, not a curated record. Gene Ontology annotation, cellular component: mitochondrion.